GACAAUCAGAAUUGGGCGGUAUUUAGAAGCAGGAAGUGAUGUUUAUUGAUGCUACAUCUGAAAUCAGCAUGAUGAGAGAGCUGUGAACAUCUAAUUCACCUCUAGUAGUCUGAACUUUGGGUCAAGAAUACCACCAUGUGGCCAGUUAUGUGGACCGCCAUGCGUGCCUAUGCACCCUACGUUACCUUCCCUGUGGCCUUCGUAGUGGGUGCUGUUGGCUAUCACCUGGAGUGGUUCAUCAGGGGCACCCCGAAAAUACCCAGAGAAGAGAAGGGCAUUGCCGAGCUUCGUGAGGACCGGAAAUUGGAGGAGCUUGUGGGUCAGGACAGCACACAAGUCCUGAGUCUGAAAGACAAACUUGAGUUUACCCCAAGGGCAGUGCUGGAGAGGAAUCGACCAGAGAAGAGCUAGCUUGUCUUGGACUGAUUCUGACUGGUUAUGUAUGUUCUGUGGAUCUACAUCACUCUGUCAUUCACUACAUGGUGAGACCCUGUGCUGUGAACCGUGUUUGAGGCUUUUAUUGUUGUGGCUUCAUGAUCAGGUUAGUCCCUUAGGCGUAUGAGCUCAUGACUUUUCAGCCCAAUUUGGUAAAAAACUUUUAAUAGCUUCUGUUUAUAUGCAGUCCCAUCUACUUUCAUGUGACCCACCAUGAAAGAAAGGCCACAUUUGUCUAAUGCGUGACCAGUUAAAAGUAUGUAGAAGCGAACUCUGAUGUAAAAGGGACUGGAACAUGGGGAAAGUCUUUCAGAAUAUGUAAUUUUCCCACUUUGACAAGAAUGCUUGGUGUAUUUUGUUUAGUGGUACUGAAGUGAUAAUGCUGUCUAUUUAUAAUUGGACUAUUUUUGAAAACACGUGUUUGUCUAAAUGCAUAUUUUAGUUUGUGCAUCAGAAUAAUAACAGGUAAUAAAUGAACAUGAACUGGAAA
Molecule: messenger RNA, 925 nt
Organism: Trichomycterus rosablanca
Lineage: Eukaryota; Metazoa; Chordata; Actinopteri; Siluriformes; Trichomycteridae
Gene: smim12
Product: small integral membrane protein 12
Exons: 2
Coding region: 136-411 (91 amino acids)
Source: RefSeq, a predicted model, not a curated record